This is a messenger RNA of Pelmatolapia mariae (spotted tilapia), 1479 nucleotides long. RefSeq names its product death-associated protein kinase 2a (gene dapk2a). The coding region runs from base 1 to 1479 and encodes 492 amino acids. Gene Ontology annotation, molecular function: ATP binding; protein serine/threonine kinase activity. The transcript has 8 exons. Gene Ontology annotation, cellular component: nucleus; cytoplasm. NCBI's taxonomy places the organism in Eukaryota, Metazoa, Chordata, Actinopteri, Cichliformes, Cichlidae. The record is from RefSeq and is a predicted model, not a curated record. Gene Ontology annotation, biological process: intracellular signal transduction; positive regulation of apoptotic process; protein phosphorylation.
AUGGAUCUAUUCAAGCAACAGAAAGUGGAAGAUUUCUAUGAAAUUGGUGAAGAGCUUGGCAGUGGGCAGUUUGCCAUUGUGAAGCAAUGUCGAGAGAAAACUACAGGUUUGGAAUUUGCUGCCAAGUUUAUCAAAAAACGGCAGAGCAUGGCCAGCUCUCGUGGAGUGCGGCGAGAGGAAAUAGAGCGAGAGGUAAACAUCCUCCAGCAGAUUCAGCACCCCAACAUCGUCAUGCUGCACGACGUUUAUGAGAAUCGCACUGAUGUGGUGCUUAUCCUGGAGCUAGUCUCUGGUGGUGAGCUGUUUGAUUUCCUGGCCCAGAAGGAGUCUCUGAGUGAGGAGGAGGCUACUCAGUUCAUCAAGCAAAUCCUUGAGGGGGUGAACUACCUUCACGCCAGAAAGAUAGCCCACUUUGAUCUUAAGCCUGAAAACAUAAUGCUUUUGGAUAAGAACACACCCUUGCCAAGAAUAAAACUGAUUGAUUUUGGUCUUGCCCAUAAGAUUGAAGCUGGAGUUGAGUUCAAGAACAUCUUUGGAACUCCUGAGUUUGUAGCUCCAGAGAUUGUCAACUAUGAGCCCCUUGGAUUGGAAGCAGACAUGUGGAGCAUUGGUGUCAUCACUUACAUCCUGCUGAGUGGUGCCUCUCCUUUCCUGGGGGACACGAAACAGGACACACUGGGGAACAUUUCAGCCAUAAAUUAUGAGUUUGAUGAAGAGUUCUUCUGUCACACCAGUAAGCUGGCCAAGAACUUCAUCAGCCAGCUACUCGAGAAGGAUAAGAAGAAAAGAUUAACAAUUCAAGAUGCCCUCAAUCACCCAUGGAUCAAGUCCAAUGAGAACAAGGAAGAAAAUAAAGCCAGGGGGCCAAAGAAAAGUGAGCGGCGCCAGUUAAAGACCAAGCGCCUGAGGGAGUACACUAUCAAGUCCCACUCAAGCAUGCCACCCAACAACACCUACGUGAACUUUGAGCGCUUUGCCCAGGUUGUGGAGGACAUUGACCAGAUGGAGAGCUCGUUCAUUAGCCUGGCCGCAGCCCACGACUCUCUGCAGGAAAAUAUAGAUGUCAUGGUCUCUACUUAUAAUGAAAAGGAAGCCUGCUACAAGGAGGAGAAUGAAGCCAUGCGUCACGAGCUCUCGCAAAUCCGCUACGAGUUCCGUAAGGUGGAGGCCUUGAAGAGGAGCCUGCAGGAUGACAUCCAAGCCUUCAGCUGCAGCCUCGGCGCCAUCAGCAACCGCUUCCAGGAGAGACAGAGCCGAUUUGAUGCCCUGGCCCUGGAACUAAGCAACGAGGUGAAGUGGGUGCAGGAUGUCAUGGGGUCAUUUCAUACAGAUGAAGGUAGAAGAUACCCCAACUGCAGCUUCUCCUCAGCUUUCAACAACGUGAAUGAAACUCUGAAAGAGCUUUUAAACCGUUCCUGUGAAGGAGAACUGCUCUCUGGGAUCAACUUGGACUUUAGUGAAACUGGACAACAAAAAUGA